ACGUGGCGCGCCGCGGGGUCAGCGGGGUCACGGUGAAGGAGACGGCGAGUGGAGCCAUGGCGGCUGCAGACGCGCGUGUUCAUCUGUUCGCCGGCGGCUGCGGCGGCACGCUGGGCGCGGUGCUCACGUGCCCGCUGGAGGUGGUGAAGACUCGCCUGCAGUCGUCGGGCUCCCUGUCCGGACUCCGCUCCGGCGUGGCCCCCGCGCCGCUCGCGCUCGCCCCGUGCCGCCGGCUCGUGUCGCCCGGCUCGCUGGCGCUUCACGGAGCCGGAGCGGCGCCCGGCGGUGCCGUCGCCGUCGCCGCCGCCCGCGUCGCCACGCCGAGCUUGGCGCAGUGUCUCAGGACGAUAGUGGAGAAGGAGGGAGUCCGGUCCCUGUUCCGGGGUCUGGGUCCCAACCUGGUGGGAGUGGCGCCGUCGCGUGCCAUCUACUUUGCGGCCUACUCCUCCGCCAAGGAGCGCUACAGCUCCGUCUUCCAGGCCGAGUCUCCGCCGGUGCACAUGUGCUCCGCUGCCACGGCCGGCUUUAUCACUAACACCUCCAUGAACCCCGUGUGGCUGGUGAAAACUCGCAUGCAGCUCGACGCAAGGAGCCGCGGCGAGCGCGGCACGACGGCGCUGCAGUGCGUGCGCAAGGUGUACCGCACGGAGGGCUUCCGCGGAUUCUACCGCGGAAUGACGGCCUCCUACGCCGGCAUCUCCGAGACCAUCGUUCACUUUGUGCUCUACGAGAGCCUCAAGAGGCGGCUGCUGGAGGCGCGGGGGCGCAAGUCCGGCCGCCGCGACAGCGCCGCCGCCACCGGCGGCGGGCCCGGGGCGGAGGGGCCAUCCCGGCGGCUCGGGGGCGCCGCCACCUCGGUCGUCGUGGCCGCGGCCGCCCCCGCUGCCGCCGUGGCGGCGGUGGAGGACGGGCGGCUGGCCAGCGACUUCCUGGUGCUGAUGUGCGCCGCGGCCUGCUCCAAGGCCUGCGCGUCCUGCCUGGCCUACCCGCACGAGGUGGCACGCACGCGUCUGCGCGAGGAGGGCACCAAGUACCGCUCGCUGGUGCAGACGCUGCGUGUGGUGGCGCGCGAGGAGGGCGGCCGGGCGCUGUACCGCGGCCUCCCCGCUCACCUCCUGCGCCAGGUGCCCAACACGGCCAUCAUGAUGGCCACGUACGAGGUCGUCGUCUACCUGCUCAGCGGAUAGGCCGUCGCCCCUCCCACCUCGCCCCUCCCACGUCGCCCCUCCCACGUCGCCCCUCCCACCUCGCCCCUCCCACCU
Petromyzon marinus (sea lamprey) is the source of this 1262-nucleotide messenger RNA. RefSeq names its product solute carrier family 25 member 36-like. Gene Ontology annotation, cellular component: mitochondrion. The record is from RefSeq and is a predicted model, not a curated record. Lineage: Eukaryota; Metazoa; Chordata; Hyperoartia; Petromyzontiformes; Petromyzontidae. Gene Ontology annotation, molecular function: pyrimidine nucleotide transmembrane transporter activity. Gene Ontology annotation, biological process: pyrimidine nucleotide import into mitochondrion.